AGCCUUACGCCCUGUGUUGCCAGCUGUUCCAGCGCGCGCUGUCUGUGUGCGCGAGGCCGCGCGAGCCCAGCGGAUCCAUCAUGGACCGACUUUUCUCCGCCGCCGCUGCGCUUCUCCUGCUCUGCGCUAUGAGCGCUGGUGAAAGGUGGAAAAUAACAUUUCCUGUGUUAAACACUAACAUAUCAGACUGUAUCUUGUCAAGAUGUGGUACAAACAUCAACUCAUGUAUGGAGAGCUAUGGAAGUCUGACUCCGUAUGAACUCAAGGGUUGUGUUGUGCAGAAGUGCAGGAGAAUCACUAAGAAGUGUGUGAAGGAGUUCAUUAAAAUGGUUUCACCAUAUUUAGUGAAAGCGGGACCCUAUGCCUCAACCAUUCAGUCUUUUGGCGAAAUGGUAUUUGACGAAAUACCGGACUCUUACCUGCAGUGUUGGCAGGACACAGAUCUUGAACAUGUCAGGCAAAUUGCAGUUUGCUUCGCGGUGAGAUUACUUGACAGAUUCAAACCUCUGAUUAGUGUCUUCUCAUCAAAAGCCUUCAAUGACCCAGCUUACAUUUCUUGCUGGGUGUACCGUGCUCUGAAAGCUUUCAUCAGCUGCUACGAUGAACUCGGAGAUGAGUACAUUGAAGACAUGUCACGCAGACUAGAAAGGGAGUUGAACGAAAACCUGACUGCCUACGCUGGAUGUCAAAGAGAAGGAUUCGCAAACCUGAACCUGGAAUGUGUCGAGAUGUUUGAGAGACUCUUUGGUAGGUACUGCUGUUACCAUGACUACUGGUGAAUAGCAGCAUGUUUUAGUGACGAAUCAUGUUAUUUAAUUUGAAAAAUUUGAAAUAUGAGCUGUGCUUAACCAGACUGAUGGGAUUUUCCAGCCCUGCCAGGCAGAAAACAUGAGUUUAAUGGUAAGUGGUGACCUUGUCUUUCCUGAGAUCUUACCACAUUUCGAUAGUAUGAAGACACUUCCUUUCAUACUUUUAACUUUCAAUCUGCUUCUAGAGAUUAGGAUAGGAAUAUACUGAAUUUGUAAAACCUUCAGCAGGAAGUACUUUCACAAUGCCUUUAACAUGAGACCUACACACAUUCUGGCACUGCAGCUGGGUGUUGCCAU
Scleropages formosus (Asian bonytongue) is the source of this 1106-nucleotide messenger RNA. RefSeq lists its product as uncharacterized. Lineage: Eukaryota; Metazoa; Chordata; Actinopteri; Osteoglossiformes; Osteoglossidae. Bases 81 to 779 code for a protein of 232 amino acids. The transcript has 11 exons. The record is from RefSeq and is a predicted model, not a curated record.